UCAUCAUCAUCAUCAAAAGUAUACAACAGGCUGUUGAUGAAAACAGCCUGAGACAUAUUUCUAUCACUGUUGUGAAGUAGUCAUAAUGUUUGCAGUAAAUUUAAUCAACUGGAAAAACAUUUCAUCAAAACAUUGUUUUCAUAAGAUAAAGGUUGAAGAAAGGUUCUUGUUGUUUUUGGGGUUUUGUUUUGUUGGGGUUUUUUUCUUACCACACUGUUUUCAAACAUUGGAUUUCACAGGUAUAAAAAGUUAGCAAAAAGUUUUUUUUCUCAUUACAAAUAACAAGUUGCUGUAAGUCUGUUUUUAUUUCUAAUAUAGUAGAGUAUGUGUAGAAAGUUGAGUCAUUCUUUUGAGUCUUGAUGGUGAUUAUUGAACGCGUGUAAACCUGCUGUUUAUAUUUCAUUAAGCCCCGCCUCAGAGUCUGUUUGUCAAACACAUUAUAACCGUAGUUUAAUCUGAGUGACCAGAGGCUCAGACCUCAAUCACUGGAUCCCGUUCCACUGUUGUUGAGCCACUGUCGUCUUCAGUGUGGUCACAAAUCUUUGGAGUUUAUCUGCAGAUCCAAUGAGACAGAUGAGAGAAAAACCGAGGAAAGCCACAGUUCUAAUGGCGAUUAGAAGGAGGAUACACAAGAAGCACAUUUGUGUUGUCUUCUUGGGAAUGACGACCUUCCUCAUCUACCUCAUCUCUGAAAGCAGAAAUCCUGAAACACUAGAACUGGGACAGCCACAGUGGGACGACCCUGGGCCAUACCAUGUGGCCUAUCCACGAAAUUACAAAUUCAUCAUGGAUGACACGCCUGUGUGUAAGAGUCGGGAUCCUUUCCUGCUUCUGAUGGUUGUAGUUGCACCUGCAGAUGUUGCAGCUCGGGAUGUCAUUCGAAAGACAUGGGCAAAAGAGAAGGUGGUUCUGGGUCAGAUGGUGGACAUCCUGUUCCUAAUGGGCCUGCCCACAGGAGCUCAUGCUGAGCAGCAACAGCAGAAACUCCAAGCUGAGAACCAGCAGAAUCAUGACAUGAUUCAAAGUAAUUUUGAAGACAGCACCUACAAUCUGACGAUCAAGACCAUGGUCAUGAUGGAGUGGCUGGCUGCAAACUGUCAAAAGACUACUUUUGUGAUGAAGGUCGACUGUGAUAUUUUCCUUAACGUCCAGAAUUUGGUGAAACAUUUACUGGAUCCCAGCACGGCCAAACAAAACUAUGUGACAGGUUUGGUGAUAGAAAACAGACCUGUUUUAAGAAAUCCAUACAUCAGGUUUUACAUGCCAAGAGAAAUAGUUGCUGAGCCAGUGUACCCUCCGUAUCCACUGGGUACGGCUUACGUCAUGUCCUUGGACGUGGCCGUAAACAUUCUCACUGUAUCUCGUGAAGUCAAACCAAUUAACAUCGUCGAUGUCUACCUUGGCAUGUGUCUGAAACACCUGAACGUUUCCCCCAUCAACUCUCCUGAAGCCUAUACGUUUGUUAAAGACACCAUUCAUCCCCUCAGCAACUGUAGCCUCUCAAAAACUGUAGCAGUCGCAACCGUUGACACCACAAUGAUGAUGAAUUACUGGAAAAAGAGCAAAGACCCAGAAACUAAAUGCUAAAUAAAGAGUCAGGUGCAGGUUACAUAAAACACACAUAAAAUGUUCAGCCUUUGACACAAGGGGCAGGAUUUCACUUUACCAAGGACACCUCAACAUUUAUAAACCAUGAAUCCUACCAGGAAUAUAGUGUAUAUUACCAAAAAUGUCCCCUUACGUCUAAGGACUUCAAACUAAAAUAUCUGAAUUUUGUACAUGACCAAAAUAAUGUGCGUUAGGUCUUUUCCAUUUUCACAUUUUUAUACAUGUUGUAUUUUCUCCAUUUACUUUAGUAAAUUAGUAAAUGUCUGUACAGUGUAGCACAGCUCGGCUUAUCUACUGCAUGUCACACUCUUUUUGUUGAAAUAGUAUGCCCUCUGGUGGUAAUAAACCUAAUUAAAAACGUGAUAAUGUCACCAAACAAUAAGCAAGGCGUGCUAAACAAAAGCGGCCGUGAAUUUUAAAAGUGCGUAAACCAAACUGUUGUUUUUAUCAGGUAAGAAGUUUUUAUUUAAUAUUGUCUGCUCUCCAUCUUGUUUCAAUAUCCGAUUAAUUGCCUCAUACACACCUGCUAGCAUCGUCUCCUUGUAACGUAACAAGUUUUCUGGUAUUGAUAUGUUAUCUUUUGUUCAAGUAUGAUUAUUUAAAGUUGUGUUAAAUAUGACAUACUUGUCAUAAUUAAAUGUCUUUAUUCCGAAAACAUUUGAGAAAACAAAUUUUAACGCUUGGCUUUGUUACCUGUUCGGCUAGCUUAUCGAGUGAGCGGUACAUCCGGAAGUUGACUUAAGAUGCAUUUCAAAGUAAGAGCAUCGUGCUGUUUUGACAUUGUAUUUCACAUUUUAAACAGGAACCGUUGCGUGAAAAAGUACAAUUUAGAAAUCAUAUUUGUUACGUUUUGAGCUCUUAUUGUUCUUAAAUAUUAGUCAGUGAGGUUGAUAUCGCUUUGUAUUCAGUAUGAUGUUAUGGUGUGAUGGUUUUAAAUAAAACAUUUU
This is a messenger RNA of Cynoglossus semilaevis (tongue sole), 2555 nucleotides long. Its product is annotated as beta-1,3-galactosyltransferase 2-like. Lineage: Eukaryota; Metazoa; Chordata; Actinopteri; Pleuronectiformes; Cynoglossidae. Bases 565 to 1587 code for a protein of 340 amino acids. The transcript is spliced from 3 exons. Gene Ontology annotation, biological process: protein O-linked glycosylation. Gene Ontology annotation, molecular function: N-acetyl-beta-D-glucosaminide beta-(1,3)-galactosyltransferase activity. Gene Ontology annotation, cellular component: Golgi membrane. The record is from RefSeq and is a predicted model, not a curated record.